GCAUCUCUCUAAAUUUUGUAUGGAGAACACUUUCGUGACGGCGGGAGUCUCACUCUUGUCUCCUCAACUCAUCAUAAUUCGCUGGUCAUUCUCAUAGUGAUGUCGGACGCGAACCUUGCAGUGACGUAUUCUUUAAUCUAUGUGUUUCUGAAACAGCAGUCCCAGACAAAAGCGGCUGAUGCUGUGAAGAAAGCUGCAAGGAACAUAAUCGUCUUAAAGGAUGAUUUGCAGCUCGAGGGUUCACCCUUGGAUGAGAUAGUCAAGCAAUGGAAAGAGUCUCAUGCUAAUGACAGUUCUUCUAGCUCUGAUUCCAGUUCUAGCUCAUCCGAUUCAACUGAAAGCGAAAGCGAAAGCGACAGUAAAAAAGGAAUCCAGGCUUGUAAAAAGGUCCCUGAGACUCUCUUGAGUGGAGACCGCGAAACGAGUGCCACCCUGUCCUCUGGUAUACUCCCAUUAUCAGUGUCAGCUUUAUCAGUACUGACUUGUGAAAGAUGCCAAGAAACUCUCUGUCAAGGGAGAAGCUCAAGCUCCAGCUCCAGCUCAGGAUCUGAUUCUGAUUCUGAUAACUCUGCGACUGAUUCCGCGUCCGACAAAAAGCUAGCCCGCAAAGAUGCCCCCAAAAAGGAUGGUAAAUCAUCGAAUUCCGACUCCAGCGAGUCCAGCUCCUCUGACUCCGAGUCUACAUCGUCCGACUCUGAGUCCACCACUUCGAGUUCUGAGUCCGAGUCUGAAGCCGAGAUCACUGCCAUCUCUGGCAAGAUUACCAUCAAACGCGACGUCGCGUCCAAAUCUGGCGCCAACACGGGCGUCGCAUCAAUCCCGAAAGAGGAAAUGCAGAUAACGAAAAAGCGAAAGACAUCUGAGUCUGGAGCUGCUGUAGUUACCGCUGUGGUGUCACUCACUACCGAUGAUGUGCGAGUUUCAGUGAAGAACAGAAAUAUCCAGAAAAAUGGCAAUAACAAGCCCCCGCGGAACGUGAGUGAGCGAUUCUCGAGGAUCAAACCUCAGGGUAUACCUCCGGAACAACUUCUGGACAAUGGGUACGAAGCAAAGGGCGGCAUCACUAAUGAUUACGGUAAUCGUGCACACCAGGACUUGAUUGUUACACGGGGUGCAGGGUUCCGGAAGGAGAAGAACAAGAAGAAAAGAGGUUCAUAUCAUGGCGGAGAAAUCACUAUGCAAAGUCACAGUAUCAAGUUCACAGAUUAGACGCAUGUAUUUACUGGUCGAUAUACGUCGCACCAGUUACGUUCGCCAGUCCCACUUCUAUUCGCGUUCUCACUCAAUACAAUAUACCGAUCGCUUCACAUUCACUGUAAACCGUCAGAAUGUAUGUAGCAAAUUUCAUUGGGCGAAUCGAUAUGGAACGCAACUCGGAUUUAAUCGUUCUAUGUACCGACUUUGAUUGUGCACAUUUCGCGCAAAGCUCGUCGCAACCAUAACCUUGAAUAUGAGAUUGCUGGUUAGAUUGACUAGAUGAUUUAUCGAGGAUUGUCACUGGCUUGAGAGUACCAGAUGUUGCACAGCCACAGACCAAAGCGCCCGUCCGGUCGAACUUUAUAGAAGGAAAA
This is a messenger RNA of Suillus subaureus, 1571 nucleotides long. RefSeq names its product SRP40, C-terminal domain-containing protein. NCBI's taxonomy places the organism in Eukaryota, Fungi, Basidiomycota, Agaricomycetes, Boletales, Suillaceae. The transcript has 7 exons. The coding region runs from base 100 to 1209 and encodes 369 amino acids. The record is from RefSeq and is a predicted model, not a curated record. Gene Ontology annotation, cellular component: nucleolus; nucleoplasm.